Pogona vitticeps (central bearded dragon) is the source of this 10935-nucleotide messenger RNA. The record is from RefSeq and is a predicted model, not a curated record. NCBI's taxonomy places the organism in Eukaryota, Metazoa, Chordata, Lepidosauria, Squamata, Agamidae.
AGAAGAGGAUGGGUGAGACCAAGCCAGAAGGUUUAUACCCUCACUAGGUUUCUUGAUUGACAAUAGCAGCUUGGUACUGGCAAGUCCAGUCAUGUGCUUAGACAAGCCUUUGUUAGCCUGGAUGCUGCCACAGCUUUGGAAAAGCAUGUGAGGGGAGGAACCAGAAGAGACAACCAAUAGAGGCUGAGUUAUUCUGUUUUUUUAUACAAACCUCCUCUUAAAGGGCUGUGUUCCGUGCCUCAGUUCUUUCCUCCUUCCUGUCUUCCAGAACAUGGACUCUGGGAGAAUUCCAAUGAAAUGAACUGGGCCCACAAGCUGGCAAGUAAUUUCAGCCCUGUGGGACUGUGGGGACAAAGGGAGAAGGAACUGCUGCUAUCACUCUAAUAAAAACUGAUGUCAGUCAAACAUCUAGGAUAUUGUGCUUCUGUACUGACAAUCUGAAAUGACCCACUAUUGCUCCACAAUAUGGUGCCCACAUUGUCAGUAGGAAAAAGGAUGGCAAGCACUACAUGAGGCUGCCAGAAUGUUGAUGGCAUCAGUGGUAGCAGUCAUGGUCUACAACAGUGGUUCCCAAUGUAGGGUAACCCAAGUAUUUUUGGACUGCAGCCUUCACUAGCAACUGUGCUGUCCAGGGUUUCUGAGAGUUUGUGCGCACCCUGUCAGCGGAGCUGGAGUUCCUUGUUAAUAAAGUCCAUGGGUUACAGCUCAGCAUAAUGGUUUCACCCUGAUGUCUUCUGUGUGUUCCUGUGUGACGGUCAUGGUCUCCUUUGUGGUGGCACUGAGAAGUCAGUUGGGCUGACCAUUGGAUCUUGCUUCAAUGUGGAGACAGGAAAGCAUCUUCCACCAUAGCUGAGGACAGUAGAAUUCCUUGGAGAAUAUGAGUAGGGGGAGCGCGCAGGGACAGGCGGCUGGUGGACCGAGCAACCCUCUCAUCCCAUCCCGCGGAAGGGCUGCCUGGAUUCGGCUUUGGGAUUCUGUGAACUCUUGCUCGAAGUGGAAAGAAAGGCUGACCCCCCUGGCCAAGCUGGCGAAGAGUUGAUGACCAGCCACAGUGCCUCUGCUGUGUGCUGUUGCCAUCUGUGGUGGUGCUGCUGGGCAUAUACAGAGGGAAGAUGGACUUCUGGACACAGCUGGGAUUAUUGCUGUGGAAGAAUUUCACCUGUAGGAAAAGGAAAACGAUCCAGCUGUUGCUUGAGAUUGCUUGGCCUUUGUUUAUCUUCUUCAUACUGAUCUCUGUGCGGUUGUCUUACCCACCCUAUGAGCAGCACGAAUGUCAUUUUCCAAACAAAGCCAUGCCUUCAGCUGGAACACUGCCCUGGGUCCAGGGGAUUAUCUGCAAUGCCAACAAUCCUUGCUUCCGCUACCCAACACCUGGGGAGUCACCAGGCACUGUUGGGAAUUUUAACAAGUCAAUUGUUUCCCGAUUAUUCUCUGAUGCCAAACGCUUGCUCUUGUAUAGCCAGCAUGACACCACUAUCAAGGAUGCAGAGACAGUCGUGGGAAAACUUCAGAAAGUUGGGAAAUCUUUUACAGGUGUGAAAAUCCGGGAUUUCCUAGUUGACAAUGAGACGUUCUCUGACUUCCUCUAUCACAAUAUUUCCUUGCCAUACUUUGUCAUAGAUAAAAUCUUGGAUGCUGAGGUCAACCUCCAACAGAUCAUCAAGUCUGGCUACCGAAUGAGUGUGAAGGACCUUUGCAAUUCGACCAGGCUGUCAGAGCUUGUUAUUAUUAAAAAUCCUUUGGUUGAUGUGGUCAGCAGUGCCUUGGUUUGCACCUUGCCUAAGGAAAAACUGGCUUCUGCAGAGAAAGUGUUUCAGUCUAAUAUAGACAUCUUGAAACCAAUUAUGAAAGGGAUAAUCUCCAAUUCAACUGUGGAAGACCUUAAGGGGACUGUGGAAACUUUGAUGGAGAGUCUUGGAAAGCUCCUUAGAGAGCUGGUGAGUAUAAAAAGCUGGAGCGACAUGAGGCAGGAGGUGAUGUUGCUGACCAACAUGAACACCACUGUUUCUUCUCCUGAGAUAUAUCAGUCAGUAUCACGAAUUGUUUGCGGCCACCCUGAGGGAGGAGGAUUGCAGAUCAAGUCUCUCAACUGGUACGAAGACCACAACUACAAAGCUUUCUUUGGAAGCAACAGCACAGAAGAUGAUGCCACUGAUUUCUAUGAUAACAGCACCACACCUUACUGCAAUGACAAAAUGAAGAUACUGGAAUCCAGUCCUCUCUCUAGGAUUAUAUGGAGGGCCCUGAAACCGCUGCUGGUUGGCAAGGUCUUAUAUACCCCUGAUACACCAGCAACAAGAACAGUCAUGUCUGAGGUAAACAAGACAUUCCAGGAGCUUGGUGUCUUCCGUGAUCUUGGAGGGAUGUGGGAAGAAAUAAAGCCGAAGAUAAGAACGUUCAUGGAAAAGAGCCAGGAAAUGGAUCUAAUCCGGACGCUACUGAAGAACAGACUCUUUUGGAACCACCACUUGGUAGGUACAAGUUGGACCAUGGAGAAAGUUUCUGUGUUCUUGGCAAAGCACCCAGAAGAUGUUCACCCUGUGAAUGGCUCAGGCUACAACUGGCGAGAGGCCUUCAAUGAAACUGACUUUAUUGUUAUGAGCAUAUCCCGCUAUAUGGAGUGUAUCAAUCUAGACAAACUGGAAGCCAUGCCGAAUGAGGGGCGGCUGAUCAACAAGUCCAUGGAGCUGCUAGAUCAGAGGCGGUUCUGGGCAGGCAUUGUGUUCCCUGAAGUUGCUCCUAGCAGCAAGAUGUUACCCCAGCACGUGAAGUACAAGAUACGGAUGGACAUUGACAGUGUGGAAAGGACAAACAAGAUUAAGGAUGGGUACUGGGACCCAGGUCCUCGGGCUGAUCCUUUUGAUGACAUGCGCUACAUCUGGGGAGGCUUUGCUUAUCUGCAAGAUGUCAUAGAGCAGGCAAUUAUCCGGACUUUGACAGGCUCCGAGAAGAAGACAGGUGUCUAUGUUCAGCAGAUGCCCUAUCCCUGCUACGUGGAUGACAUAUUCCUCCGUGUCACAAGCCGGUCGAUGCCCCUCUUCAUGACUCUGGCUUGGAUCUAUUCUGUGGCCGUGAUUAUCAAAGGGAUUGUGUAUGAGAAGGAAGCCCGGUUGAAAGAAACAAUGAGGAUCAUGGGCCUGGACAAUGGCAUCCUGUGGCUCAGCUGGUUCAUUAGCAGCUACAUCCCACUCCUCAUGAGUGCAGGGCUCCUGACAGUGAUCCUCAAGAAAGGAAACCUGCUGCCCUACAGUGAUCCCAGUGUGGUGUUCGUUUUCCUGUCUGUCUUCGGCAUGGUGACCAUCAUGCAGUGCUUCCUCAUCAGCACCUUCUUCUCCAAAGCCAACUUGGCAGCAGCUUGUGGCGGGAUCAUCUAUUUCACCUUGUACUUGCCUUUUGUGUUAUGCAUGGCCUGGGAGGACCACAUCACGUUCUCUAUCAAAAUCUUUGCGAGCCUGCUUUCUCCUGUAGCCUUGGGGUAUGGCUGCGAGUAUGUCUCUCUGCUUGAAGAGCAAGGGAUUGGGGUGCAGUGGGAAAAUGUCUUUGAAAGCCCCAAGGAAGAAAAUGACUUCAACCUGAUUGCAUCAACAUCUAUGAUGUUGUUUGAUACUUUGCUCUAUGGGAUCAUGACUUGGUAUAUUGAGUCUGUCUUUCCAGGCCAGUAUGGCAUCCCCAGACCCUGGUACUUCCCCUUUAUGAAAUCGUACUGGUGUGGUGAGAAGCCCAAGGAACAGCAGCUGCCUUCUGUUCAUGCAAAGUCAUCUGAAAUUUGUAUGGAAGAAGACCCAAGUCAUCUUCGCCUUGGGGUCUCCAUUCAGAACCUGGUGAAGGUAUACCGUGAUGGCAAGAAGCUGGCUGUAGAUGGCCUGACACUGAAUUUCUACGAAGGGCAAAUCACCUCCUUCCUGGGACACAACGGAGCUGGAAAAACUACAACCAUGUCCAUCUUAACUGGAUUGUUUCCCCCGACAUCGGGGACAGCCUUCAUCCUUGGCAAAGACAUCCGUUCUGAACUCAACAACAUCCGGCAGAACUUGGGUGUCUGUCCCCAGCACAAUGUACUGUUCGAUGAGUUGACAGUGGAGGAACACAUCUGGUUUUAUGCACGCCUGAAGGGGCUGUCAGAGAAGCUGGUGAAAAAGGAGAUGGAACAGAUGGUCAUCGAUGUUGGUUUGCCUCACAAGCUCAAAACAAAGACAUGUAAACUCUCUGGUGGCAUGCAGAGAAAGCUUUCAAUAGCUCUGGCCUUUGUAGGUGGUUCUAAAGUUGUCAUUUUGGAUGAACCAACAGCUGGUGUUGAUCCAUAUUCUCGCAGAGGGAUCUGGGAGCUCCUAUUGAAAUAUCGCCAAGGCCGCACCAUCAUUCUCUCGACGCAUCACAUGGAUGAGGCAGACAUCCUGGGAGACCGAAUUGCCAUCAUUUCUCAUGGCAAACUGUGCUGUGUUGGUUCCUCUCUGUUUCUGAAGAACCAGCUUGGGACAGGUUACUAUCUCACCCUUGUCAAAAAGGAUGUGGAUUCUUCUUUGAGUUCCUGCAGAAACAGUAGCGGCACGGUCUCAUACCUGAAAAAGGAAGACAGUGUGUCUCAGAGUAGCUCUGAUGCUGGGCUGGGCAGUGACCAUGAAAGUGACACCCUGACAAUAGAUGUAUCUGCAAUUUCCAAUCUCAUUACGAAACAUGUUCCUGAAGCCAAGCUGGUAGAGGACAUUGGCCACGAGUUAACGUAUGUUUUGCCAUAUGAAGCAGCUAGAGAAGGAGCUUUUGUGGAGCUUUUUCAUGAGAUCGACGACCGCCUCUCUGACUUGGGCAUCUCCAGCUAUGGCAUUUCUGAGACUACUCUGGAGGAGAUAUUUCUCAAAGUGGCAGAAGACAAUGGUGUGGAUGCAGAGACCUCAGAUGGCACAUUACCUGCCCGAAGAAGUCGUCCCUUUGGAGACAGGCAAAGCUGCCUUCGUCCAUUCACUGAAGAUGAUGCUUUUGACUCCAAUGAUUCUGACAUAGAUCCAGAGUCCCGGGAGACUGACUUGCUCAGUGGAAUGGAUGGCAAAGGAUCCAGCCAGAUGAAGGGCUGGAAGCUGACCCAGCAGCAGUUUGUAGCCCUGCUCUGGAAGAGGUUGCUUAUUGCCAAACGGAGCAGAAAGGGCUUUUUCGCCCAGAUUGUCCUCCCAGCUGUCUUUGUUUGCAUUGCUCUCCUGUUCAGUUUGAUUGUGCCUCCCUUUGGUAAAUAUCCAAGCCUGGAACUGCAACCGUGGAUGUACGAUGAGCAGUACACGUUUAUCAGCAAUGAUGCUCCAGAAGACACCGGCACACAGAAGCUACUGAAUGCUCUCCUCAGCAAACCUGGUUUCGGGACUCGCUGCAUGAGUGGGCACUCCAUCCCAGAUAGCCCUUGUUCUGUGGGAGAAGAGGAAUGGACCACUGCUCCUGUGUCCCCGGAUGCCAGGGAAAUACUGGAAAAUGGCAACUGGACCAUGGAGAACCCCUCCCCGUCCUGCAUGUGCAGCAGCGAGAAGAUCAAGAAAAUGCUACCGGAGUGUCCCCCAGGGGCUGGUGGCCUGCCUCCUCCCCAGAGAAUACAGAAUACCACAGACAUCCUGCAGAACCUGACGGGCCGCAACAUCUCUGAUUAUCUGGUGAAGACCUACACUGAGAUCAUUAGGAAAAGUUUGAAGAAUAAGAUCUGGGUGAAUGAAUUCAGGUAUGGUGGCUUUUCCCUGGGAGCCAGCAGCUCCGUUAUGCUUCCUCGACAUGAAGAAGUGAAUGAUGCCAUCAAGCAGGUGAAGAAAAUCCUCAAAACAGUCAAGGGGGGUUCUGCAGAACGAUUUCUUAACAGCCUGGGGAGCUUCCUGAAGGGCAUGGACACAAACGAUAACGUAAAGGUGUGGUUCAACAACAAGGGCUGGCAUGCCGUGGGGGCCUUCCUCAAUGUCAUCAACAAUGCCAUCCUCCGGGCCAACCUGCAAGAUGGAGAAAAUCCUACAGACUACGGCAUCACGGCUUACAAUCAUCCACUCAACCUCACCAAGCAACAGCUCUCCGAAGUUGCCUUGAUGACCACCUCCGUGGAUGUUUUGGUCUCCAUCUGCGUCAUCUUUGCCAUGUCCUUUGUCCCGGCCAGCUUUGUGGUUUUCUUGAUCCAGGAGCGAGUCAGCAAGGCCAAGCACCUGCAGUUCAUCAGUGGCGUGAAGCCGGUGAUUUACUGGCUGGCUAACUUUGUAUGGGACAUGUGCAACUAUGUCGUUCCUGCCACCUUGGUGAUCAUCAUCUUCAUCUGCUUCCAACAGAAAUCCUAUGUGUCUUCCACCAACCUUCCAGUGUUGGCUCUCCUCCUCUUGCUCUAUGGGUGGUCCAUCACACCCCUUAUGUACCCAGCAUCCUUUGUGUUCAAGAUCCCCAGUACAGCAUAUGUGGUGCUCACCAGUGUGAACCUCUUCAUUGGUAUCAACGGAAGUGUCGCUACUUUUGUCCUGGAACUGUUCGCUAACAGUAAACUGAACGACAUCAACGAUACCCUCAAGUCCGUGUUUCUUAUCUUUCCUCACUUCUGUCUGGGCCGUGGCCUGAUUGACAUGGUGAAAAAUCAAGCGAUGGCUGAUGCCUUGGAAAGAUUUGGCGAGAACCGCUUUGUCUCCCCUCUUUCCUGGAAAUUGGUGGGACGGAACCUUUUCGCCAUGGCCGUGGAAGGGGUGGUCUUCUUCCUCAUCACCGUGCUCAUCCAGUACAGGUUCUUUAUCAAACCCAGGCCUGUCAAUGCAAAACUCCCACCUGUGAUUGAAGAGGAUGAAGAUGUGAACAGGGAAAGGCAAAGGAUACUUAGUGGUGGUGGGCAAAGCGACAUCUUAGAAAUCAAGGAAUUGACCAAGAUAUACCAAAGGAAACAAAAGCCUGCUGUGGAUAGAAUCUGUGUCGGAAUUCCGCCUGGAGAGUGCUUUGGGCUCCUGGGAGUGAAUGGUGCUGGAAAAUCCUCUACUUUUAAGAUGCUUACGGGAGACUCAGAUGUGACAGGAGGAGAUGCUUUUCUAAAAGGAAACAGUAUUUUAUCUAACAUCCAAGAUGUCCACCGGAACAUGGGAUACUGUCCACAAUUUGAUGCCAUUAAUGAGCUGCUGACAGGAAGGGAACACCUGGAAUUUUUUGCACUCUUAAGAGGGGUUCCUGAGAAGGAAGUCCACAAGGUUGGCGAGUGGGCUGUUCGUAAACUCGGCCUUGUCAAAUAUGCAGAAAAAUGUGCCGGCACCUACAGUGGUGGGAACAAGCGCAAGCUGUCAACUGCAAUGGCUCUCAUUGGAGGGCCUCCUGUGGUGUUCCUAGAUGAGCCAACAACAGGGAUGGACCCUAAGGCCCGCCGUUUCUUGUGGAACUGUGCCUUGAGUGUCAUCAAGGAGGGAAGAUCUGUGGUCCUUACAUCUCACAGCAUGGAAGAAUGUGAAGCCCUGUGCACUCGAAUGGCGAUCAUGGUCAAUGGGCGGUUCAGGUGCCUCGGCAGUGUCCAGCACCUGAAGAACAGGUUUGGAGAUGGCUACACAAUAGUAGUGCGAAUAGCAGGGGCAAACCCUGAUCUGAAACCUGUUCAAGACUUUUUUGAGCUUGCCUUUCCGGGCAGUGUCCUGAAGGAGAAGCAUCGCAACAUGCUGCAGUAUCAGCUGCCGUCCUCUCCAUCUUCUCUGGCUAGAAUAUUUAGCAUCCUUUCCCAGAACAAAAAGAGACUCCAUAUAGAAGACUACUCCGUUUCCCAGACUACACUUGACCAAGUAUUUGUAAACUUUGCCAAGGACCAAAGUGAUGAUGACCACACAAAGGACUUGUCAUUACACAAAAACCAGACUGUGGUAGACGUUGCAGUUCUGAAUUCCUUCUUGCAAGAUGAGAAGGUGAAGGAAAGCUAUGUAUGAGCAGCCCUUUUUGAGAAGGGUGCAGCAACUCUAGUACUGAGCAGAGGGGGAGAUAGGACUCCUUUCCAUAGCAUGUGGAGGGGAUCUUCCCAAGAGCCAAGAGUCGGUGGAUACAGAGAGGAAGACAAUAAACUGGAUGUUCUACUGGUAACCAUUCAAUGCAAUGCAACUCAAUGCAAAGAAAACAAUAUUCCAUUGCAGAGGCGGUGCCUCUUGGAGAUGUUGCCUUGUUGUAUAGUUCAUUAGUGAAAUAUUUGAAUCUAGUUGUUCCUACAUUAUAACUCUGUGAAAUCCUCGUAUGGUGGCACCUGCUGCUAUAUGGUCUUCUACCAUACGUCUCUUUCUUUCUAUUUCAGUGUUUUUUUGUCAGAAGUUGCAUAACAAUCCAGACAAUGCUUGGCCAGUGAUUAUUUAUUUGCCAUGCCAAGGGGUGCACAGCCCUUUGUGUGGGGUGACUGGGGUUGCUUGGGUGCCAUCUUCAUUGCUGGCAAUGAGAACACCACAGUAACCACUAUAGUGUCGCCAUCACACAACUGCAACGUUGUUUUUAAGUAUUAGCUGCUGGCCUGGUUAACCUACACAACAUCAGGGGGACUUGCACAAAACUAUCAAUGGUCUUAACCAUGGGCCAGGAAGCAUGUUGCCUCAAUACUUGCAUCCACCUGAGUCAACAUUUUUUAUGAAGGUGUACCAGAGUCAAAUAUCAACCAUACAAACAUUCAGGGGAAGGGGGGGGGAGCAGUUCUGUUGCAACUAUAUGGUGACCAAUUUACUUAUUCUUCCACAGUGAUUUUGUGGAACUGUCGCUGUUUUCAACUGUUACUAUUGAAGACUCAUGUUUAUCUAUUUCUUUGCUACAGUAUUAUUUAUAGAUGUGACUCAGCAAUGUUUGUGGAGCUCUGUGCCUGCUGUCCUAUCAAUCACUGUUCAUAUCAAUCAUUGUUCAUGUCAUGUCCCUAUUGCCACUAAAAUCUUGAUGCACCAAAGCAUCAUUUGUGCAGACUUGAAAAGGAUUUUUCUAAUCUAGGAAACACACCUACCCGUUUUCAGCUACCAUAAAUGUCACAGCUUAAAGGUUUCCUACACAUAAAGACUGCCAAAUCAUGCAACGGCCACGUCUUACGCUGCACAGCCAACCAAAUGCCUUUUAAGCUGUAAAUUGAACCGGGAGGAAGAGCUCCACCCAUCUUAGCAGUCAUUUUCUGCCCUUCGCUUGCUCAAGAAGGCACAACUGUUGCACUACCCCUUCCUGGCUAGACUGCAGAAAAAUAAUCCAGAGUUGGGGAUGAGAGCAACAGUCCCAGUGAGCAAAUGAACAUUUAGGUUCAAUUCAAAAAGAUGAGAUAUAAGUUGAUGCUUAAAAGAUGUCUCGCAAAAUGACUGCUCAUUAGGAAGAAGCAAGGCUUUUAAAAAUUAAUGUAAGCAGGUGCAUUUAUAAAAACUGUUGGCAGCAGACAUGGCCACAAGUGCCUCUUCAUCAGCCUGGAGAGCCUUAAGAUCAACAAAAAGGCUUUGUAUCUGCAGAUUCAGCAGGGACGAUCUUUGAAUCCUGUGCUACGCACAACCCUGAAGAGAUUAACUGCAACUGUUUUGAAGUACAUGGGGCCUGAUUUUGGAUCCUACCUCCUCUUACUCCCCUUUCUGUUCCCCACAGCUCACCCCACCCCAACUGCAAAACUGUUGCAGCUGUUGCACCUCAACAGCUCAGUAGGUGUUUCCCCUUCUAAUUAGCAUUAUCUGACAAUUUUGAUGCACAGAGAACUUUACUGCUUUUACACAAUGGUCACCAUGGCUUAUUUUAAGAUAAAGCAGGAGACCCAGUCCUUCAUCACACCAUCAGGAGUGCUUUUUGCUAUACUGUAUUAAGAUAUACCUGCAAUUCUGUGCAAGAAAAAACAUAAUCUGACAAAGGUUGUGUUAAACUUUGUCUACUCAAGAGAUGUCCACUCAUGAGAAGGCUCUUCUGUAUUUGGGAUGCUUAUUCCUAUGUAAGCAGUACAGGAUUACAGCACAGGUGGCAAUCCUGUUAGCAUUUACUCAACAGUUAGCCUUACAGAAUACAAAGGGGCUUAUUUCUGAACAGACAUAUAAAGGAUUGGAUUGCAAGCCCCAUUGAUUUUAGUAGGAGAAAUUGAAACACGUUUGACUCUUUCUCUAGAAGCAGUGGUGCUUAAAAGUGCUUCAUCGUAGGAGUGGGGAUCCAUGCUAAUCAGUUUUGACCCUACACCGAACACUACCACCCUGUAUGUGGUACAGUUGCCUCAACAUCUAUAAUGCUUCUUUGUACAACAUUUCCUGUCUGUUGGUUGUUAGCCAAAAUUAUCCUUGGUGCUUAAUGUGUUAAACAAACCACUGAUCACGUGUUGAGAACAUAUACCACUUUAAUAUGCAGGGGUGAAGUUUCCACCUACCCAUUGCAGUAUUUGUACUGUUAGAGAGCCCCUGUUCCUUUUUGAAAAACAAAAAUACUGAAGAUUAACAUGUAUUAUUGUGCUUUUUCCUUCUAUGGUUUCAAUCUCCCCUCCAUUUAAUAUGGUUGGUCCUUCAUUCCAAGCACUUUACACUAGCUGUAAUGGGAUCUAUUUUUGCACUGGAAUGCCGUUAACUUUGCAAAAACCUAGAACCAUUUAUCUCUCACACAAUUUAAGUUAAAACCUUUCAAUGGUCAUUUUUAUGGAAAAAACAAAAAAAUAUAUAUUUGUAUUUCUAAUAACUAUUUGUGAAAUAUUGAUAGGCAUUUGUUAAUUGCCUUGUAUCCAGUAAAGAAAAUAAAUAAUAAAGUGUUGGUUGUCUACAAAUGGUUGUGCAUGUACUGUACAAUUGUGGCAUAAAGCUGUUUCCAAGUUAGAAGACAUUUUUGUUUACUGGUACAUCUAUACAAUACUGAGCAUCUCAACUUUGGAAUCCUGUUACUACUUCUUGUAUUCUGUCCUUUGCUCCCACAUUUGAUCUUACAGGAUGAAAACAUAAGGGUGCAUUUAAUUUUUACUUACAAGUCACUCUGUUCAAUGAGAAGUACUUACAAAUAAAUCUAUUUAGAAUUGAA